This is a messenger RNA of Drosophila eugracilis, 2859 nucleotides long. Its product is annotated as ATP-dependent DNA helicase DDX11. Gene Ontology annotation, cellular component: nucleus. Gene Ontology annotation, molecular function: ATP binding; DNA helicase activity; hydrolase activity, acting on acid anhydrides, in phosphorus-containing anhydrides. The record is from RefSeq and is a predicted model, not a curated record. The coding region runs from base 114 to 2693 and encodes 859 amino acids. Gene Ontology annotation, biological process: establishment of sister chromatid cohesion; nucleobase-containing compound metabolic process. The transcript is spliced from 3 exons. Lineage: Eukaryota; Metazoa; Arthropoda; Insecta; Diptera; Drosophilidae.
UUUCGUCCCCCUUUUGUCGUUCUUCUUUUUCUUGGCGCGUCUUUUUGUCUUGGCAGUUUUUACUUUUCGCUCAUUUCCCCAGAAAUGUGAUUAAAAUAAAGAAAUGCGGGAAAAUGGCCCAGUACGAGCCUCAACAACCACUGACGACGCCUACCGCUCAGGAGUUUGGAUUUCCAUAUACAGCAUACGCAAUUCAGGAGCAGCUGAUGCAGGAUAUUUUCCAGGUGCUAGAAAAUGGAAAGGUUGGCAUAUUCGAGAGUCCCACCGGAACGGGGAAGUCCCUUACCCUUACGUGUAGCGCACUCACCUGGCUAGCAAGGCACGAAGAGUUGGUGCGCUCAGAAAUCCUUGCGAGGAUCGGCGAAGUUAAGCAAGAGCUGGCAACUCUUGAAGAGGAGAACCAGCUGGCAAGGGAUUGGCUGGAAACCCAAGGAAAGUCCAGGAUACAACGAGAGGAACUACAGAAGCUGCAGCACUUGCAGAAUCUGCUGGACAAACAAGAUCAACAGCUAUCAGGGAUCAGGAAUCGGGCUAAAGCUUAUAAAAAGCAAAAAAGGCAACCUCUAAGCAAGCAGGUGGAACUAGAAAAUGACAGAGAAUCCACCUCCGACUCGGAUUCAGAUCACGAAACUACAGACGGACCUCAGGAAACCACCGAAGACCGCUAUCGCCCAGUACAAAUAUUUUUUUGCAGUCGCACCCAUUCGCAAUUAGCACAAAUCGUGACGGAACUCCGCAAAACACCGCAUGGGCAGUCAGUGAGGUGCAUCUCCCUGGGCUCCCGGCAGCAAUUGUGCGGCAAUCCGCAGGUACGCAGCCUCAAGCAAGUUGGGCUGAUGAAUGAGCGUUGCCUAGAUAUGGCAACCAAGAAACCACAUCCCAAUCCCAGCAAAAAAAGUCGUCUAACUGAAGAGGUCAACAGUAGGUGCCCUCUUAAAAUUACUUCUUUAAUGGAAUCUCUUAGAGAUUUGGCCUUGAGCGAACCCCUAGAUAUUGAGGAGAUGGCCAGCGAAGGGGCAGCUUGCGGCGCUUGUUCAUACUACGCCUCCAGAUCCGCUUUAGAGCAAGCUCAACUAAUCCUAUUGCCAUAUCAGCUAAUAUUCCAGAAAUCCGCCCGAAGCCAGCUAGGCAUAAAUGUCAAGGGAUCCAUUGUAAUAAUCGAUGAGGCUCAUAAUCUUUUAGAAAGUUUGUCUCAGCUUCAUGGUGCAGAAAUCAAACGGCAACAGUUGGAGAAGGCUAAAGUGGAGAUAUCUUGCUAUAAAGAGUACUUUCAGAAACGUUUUAGCACAAAAAAUCUGUUAAAAAUAAAUCAACUCAUAUUUAUAGUCCGCCGCUUGCUUAAAAUUGUCGAUCCGGGCGAGGAAACCAAGCCCAAUUCCUCUCGAAUGCUACGCACCUAUGAGCUAACAGCUGAAGGAGACUUUUUUAACAUUGAUCUCUGUGAGCUUCUUGACUUUUGCGCACGCACUCGAUUAGCCAGGAAAGUCCAGGGGCAUGCGGCCAAGAUGCAGAGAGCCCCACGGCCCAAUGAGAAUCUGCCUCCCGUGUCAUCGGCGAGGAGUGUGAUCCUUCAACGAUUGGCUAACGAGCAGAAGCAAAACGAUAAGUCAAAGCAUCUUAAGAGGAAAAUAGAAGAAGUCCAGGACGCACGUGAAGAGCAACUAGAAAAGCACUGUCCGCCAAGUAAGCUAGUCCUGGACUUAUCUCCCUCUCCCAUGAAACCAUUGCUGUCAUUUCUGGAAACGCUAACCAGCGAUGCUCAGGAUGGCAGGAUCUUAUUAGAUCCCCAAGGGGGAAUCCUCAAAUAUUUACUGCUGGAUCCCGCCGAGCAAUUCUCUGAUAUUGUUAGCGAAGCCAGAGCGAUUGUGAUUGCUGGAGGAACCAUGCACCCUACUCAGGAGUUAAAGGAGCAACUGUUUUCCAGUUGCCAGGGUCGUCUGGUAGAGCGUUUCUACAGUCAUGUUGUGCCAAAUGAUGCGGUCUUGCCUUUUGUAGUGUCCAACGGUCCAACGGGAGCACCUUUGUGUUUUAAAUUUUCCGAGAGGGCCACUUCACAAAUGCUCCAGGAGCUCUCUAUGAUUCUUCAAAAUCUGUGCCAAGUGAUACCAGGAGGAAUGGUUUGCUUUCUGCCAUCCUACGAAUAUUUAGAUAAGGUUUACAAGCAUCUAGAGCAGUCAGAAACUCUCAAAAGUAUUUCCCGUCGGAAGGUCGUGUUCAAGGAAUCCUCAGGAUCAGCAGAACAGCUUUUGGAGAAGUAUGCUUUGGCCAUUAAGGAAUCUGGUUCAGGAGGAGCCCUUCUACUGAGUGUCGUAGGAGGUAAACUCUCCGAGGGCCUGAAUUUCACCGACGACCUUGGUAGAGCAGUUUUAGUGGUUGGGUUACCGUAUCCCAAUCGCAAUUCGCCGGAACUGCAGCAGAAAAUGAAGCACCUUGAUGAGAAACUCGGACCCGGGUCGGGCAACGAAUUUUACGAGAACUUGUGUAUAAAGGCGGUGAACCAGUGUAUUGGACGAGCUGUUCGUCACAUUAAGGACUACGCUUGUGUCUAUCUGCUAGACGAACGAUUUUCGAGUGUUAGGAUACGGGGUAAACUUCCCGAAUGGAUUUCCCGGCACAUUGUACAGGCGAGCGCAGAAAAUGGAGGUUUCGGAGCGGUUCAAGCGCGAACUGCUAGAUUUUUUAAGAGCAGAUAGAAUAUUGUAAUGUUAACUCUUAUGGCAGCUUGUCAUUAUAGUUGCGUUUGUAGAAUUUACAUUUACCAUGGAAAGAAUUUAUUAUUUUUUUUUUUAAAGAUUAUGUAUAUGUAUAAUAUAAACAAUUUUUUAAAAUAAAUAUUGCCUGAAAGGAAUUCUAAGGAAU